AUGGCAACCGUUGGCCUUCUGGAUCUGUCCGUUCCAGAAUCUGCCCUUCUCCAAGGCAGACACACAGAUAAGGAAGGACUAACCCCUCUACUCCCAUCAGCCAUUUUUCAGGAAUCAGUGACUUUCAAGGAUGUGAUUGUGGAUUUUACCUGGGAAGAAUGGAAACAACUGGAUCCUGUGCAGAGAGAUCUGUUCAGAGACGUAACACUGGAAAAUUAUACACACCUGGUCUCUAUAGGACUUCAAGUUUCUAAACCUGAUGUGAUUUCCCAGUUAGAGCAAGGGACAGAGCCAUGGAUGGUGGAACCAGGUGUUCCUUUUGGAGACUGGAAGACAAGGCCUGAAAAUAAUGUGUCAGUCUCAGAGCUAGACAUUUCUGAAGAAAAACCAUCUCCAUCAGCAAUACUGGAAAAACUCAAAAGGGAUGAUCAUGGGAUUUCUAACUUCUUAGGAACUUGUAAAUCUGAAGGCAGUCUAGAUAGGCUGCAGACAAACCAACAGACACUGCCAAAAGAGAUAAAAACCACUGAAAAGACAGUGUCUAUAAAUAAUGACUAUAAGAAAAGCACCAAUAUGAGUUCAAACUUUGUAACACAUCAAGAAAGAUCUUCAGAAGACACCUCUCCUAAAUGUAAGGAACAGAAAACCGGUGUGAAACAGAAUUUAAACUCAAUUAAAAGAGAGCAAUCUUGUAAGUGUAAUGAAUGUGGGAAAGCUUUUAAUUAUUGCUCCGCUCUAAUUCGCCAUCAGAGAACACAUACUGGAGAAAAACCCUACAAAUGUAAUGAAUGUGAAAAGGCCUUCAGCCGAAGUGAAAACCUUAUAAACCAUCAAAGAAUUCAUACUGGAGAGAAACCAUAUAAGUGUGAUCAAUGUGGAAAAGGCUUCAUUGAGGCACCAUCUCUUACUCAGCAUCAAAGAAUUCACACUGGAGAAAAGCCCUAUAAAUGUGAUGAAUGUGGAAAAUCAUUUAGUCAGAGGACCCAUCUUGUCCAGCACCAGAGAAUUCAUACUGGUGAGAAACCAUAUACUUGUAAUGAUUGUGGAAAAGCAUUUAGCCAGAGAGGCCACUUUAUGGAACAUCAGAAAAUUCAUACAGGAGAAAAGCCUUUUAAAUGUGAUGAAUGUGAUAAAACUUUCACCAGGAGCACACACCUCACUCAGCAUCAAAAAAUCCACACUGGAGAGAAAACUUAUAAAUGUAAUGAAUGUGGGAAGGCCUUCAAUGGACCCUCAACAUUUAUCCGACAUCAUAUGAUUCAUACUGGUGAAAAACCCUAUGAAUGCAAUGAAUGUGGGAAAGCCUUCAGCCAGCACUCAAACCUCACCCAACACCAGAAAACACAUACUGGGGAGAAACCCUAUGAUUGUGCUGAAUGUGGAAAGUCCUUUAGUUACUGGUCAUCCCUUGCUCAGCAUCUGAAAAUUCAUACUGGAGAAAAACCUUACAAAUGCAAUGAAUGUGGGAAGGCCUUCAGUUACUGCUCAUCCCUUACUCAACAUCGGAGAAUUCACACCAGAGAAAAGCCCUUUGAGUGCAAUGAAUGUGGAAAGGCUUUCAGUUAUCUCUCAAACCUAAAUCAACACCAGAAAACUCAUACCCAAGAGAAAGCCUAUGAAUGUAAGGUAUGUGGAAAAGCCUUUAUUCGGAGUUCAUCUCUUGCUAAACAUGAGAGAAUUCAUACUGGAGAGAAACCCUAUCAGUGUCAUGAAUGUGGGAAAACCUUCAGUUAUGGCUCAUCCCUUAUUCAACACAGGAAAAUACAUACUGGAGAAAGACCUUACAAAUGUAAUGAAUGUGGGAGAGCCUUCAACCAGAACAUACACCUUACACAGCAUAAGAGAAUUCAUACAGGAGCAAAGCCGUAUGAAUGUACUGAGUGUGGAAAAGCCUUUCGUCAUUGCUCAUCUCUUGCUCAACAUCAAAAAACUCACACAGAAGAAAAACCCUAUCAGCGUAAUACAUGUGAUAAGGCUUUUAGCCAAAGCUCACAUCUGACUCAGCAUCAACAAAUUCACACUGGAGAGAAGCCCUAUAAGUGCAAUAAAUGUGACAAAGCAUUUAGUCGGAUUACUCAUCUCACUGAACAUCAGAAUACUCAUACUGGAGAGAAACCUUAUAACUGUAAUGAAUGCAGGAAAACUUUCAGCCAGAGCACAUACCUAACUCAGCAUCUGAGAAUUCAUUCAGGAGAGAAGCCUUUUGGAUGUGAUGAUUGUGGAAAAGCGUUUAGAUAUCAGUCUGCUCUCAGCAAACAUCAGAGACUUCAUCCUGGCAUAUGA
This is a messenger RNA of Chrysochloris asiatica (Cape golden mole), 2283 nucleotides long. It is a transcript of the gene ZNF184, whose product is annotated as zinc finger protein 184. The record is from RefSeq and is a predicted model, not a curated record. NCBI's taxonomy places the organism in Eukaryota, Metazoa, Chordata, Mammalia, Afrosoricida, Chrysochloridae. The transcript has 5 exons. Gene Ontology annotation, molecular function: DNA-binding transcription repressor activity, RNA polymerase II-specific. The coding region runs from base 1 to 2283 and encodes 760 amino acids. Gene Ontology annotation, biological process: negative regulation of transcription by RNA polymerase II.